UAGAGUGCCGAAGUGUGACGUCAUGUUACCAUGGUAGCAUUUUUGCUGGAUCUAAACACUAUUUGGCGUCUUUCGUUACAUCUCAUCAUAAAAUGGGCCAAUGCUUCGUUCCCGACUGCAAUCAUCAGUCAGAAAGUCACAAUUGCAGCUUUUACCGUUUCCCCAAAGAUCCUGCUCAAAGAAGAAAAUGGAUUUCUCUAAUAAGACGAGCUGAUCGUGAACCUGGCAAAGGCGCUCGAGUUUGUAGUUGUCAUUUCCGAGGAAGUAAAGAAGAAGGCCCCGAGGUCUUUUCCUGGAAUAAAGACAAACUAUUUGAAUCUCGAAAUGCUCCAAAAAGGAAAAAGCAAAGAACUGAAGUCCCAGAGACAACGACUAUCGAGCAGAUCCUUUCAGAAUCUUCGACGAAGAGCAACCAGAACGAGCCUUGCGAGCUCAGUUGCGAGGAGAUGCAAAUGAAAUGCACUACUUUGCAGACUGAAAAUAUCCUGCUACAAGCAGAGCUAGGGACAUUAAAGACCCAAGUAUCCGAGUUGAAAGAAAAAGAAAGCUACUUAAAAAGAAACUACAGCUCUUUUAACAUGGAUUCAAAGGUAAUCAACAUGGAAACUGGCCUCCCAAACAAAGAAAUGUUCCACAUUGUUGUCGAAUAUGCCGAAAGAUACCGCAACGAUAUUGUUUACGUGUGUGGCUGGAAAGUAGACAAGAUAUCUUUUGAAGAUCAAAUAUUGAUAACAUUGAUGAAGAUUAGACAUAAUUAUCAUAACUUACAUUUAGCUGAACUUUUUAGUUGCAGUACUGCUACAAUAGCGAAUAUUGUGACAACAUUUAUCCAUGUUUUGCACCAAAUUCUAUAUGAAGAUCAAAUGGAGAUAGCUGUUCCAUCCAGACAAAAAAACAAAACUUCACUUCCAGGCUCAUUUAGCUUAUUUGGAGACUGUCGUAUGGUAAUAGAUUGCACCGAUAUCGAGGUUGCUACACCUAAGCUUAUGAGUGACCAAAAAUUGACAUAUUCAACGUACAGGGGUAUGAAUUCUUUUAAGACAAUUGUUGGUGUGGCACCCAACGCGGUUAUAACUUAUGUAAGUAAACUUUUCCCUGGCUCAGUAUCAGAUAAAGUAACGGUUCAAAAGUCAGGAAUAUUAAAGCAUUUUGUUGCUGGGGAUAUUAUACUUGCGGAUAAAGGGUUUUUGAUAAAUGAUAUUGUUCCUAAUGGUGUAUAUGUGAACAUUCCCCCAUUCUUGAACAAUGGAAAAUUUACAGAAAGUGAAGUUAAGUUAACAAAGAGCAUUGCAAAAUGUCGUAUACACGUAGAACGUGCUAAUGCUAGAUUGAAGAACUAUAAAAUUUUAAAUUUUGUGCCACCAUACUUGCGAUCCCUCUCUGGUAAGAUUAUACAGCUAUGUGGUGCUUUAGUUAAUUUACAAAACCCAUUAAUUAAGGAAACCAAUGACACUGUUGACUUUGAUUAGUCAUUUUAAUUGAAAUAUUGAUCAUCUUACAUCAGUUUACUAAGGCCUGGUAUACAUUGGCAUUGUCUGAUCAUAGUUAAUCAAUUAACUGUAUUCUGAUACAAAGAGUGGACAGGUGUUGUGUGAUCUGUGAAAAGCUUGUAACCCUAUUUUACUUGCUCAUGAUACAAGGAAUCAUGAUACACAACUUAAUGACAAACUAUUUAUUUCUGAUCAGUAUUCCUGCCACCACACCCUUAUGCUAGUCUUAUUAUGAAUUCAGAUAACCAACUGUAUUCAAAUACGAUUACAAUGAAUCUAUCAUUUUCUUGUCUCAAGUAGCUAAUGUAAAAACCCCAGCAAAUGUUGCUGUUUAAAGAAAAACAAUUUUAAGAUUAACAUGAACAUUUUUAUUUUAUAUACACCCUUCAGUUACUGCAUAUUUGUUGUAAAAGUUGCAAUGAUUUUACCAAAUAAAACAAUAUUUUAAAAAAUAUUUCUAAAAGUAUGUAUUAUCAAAUCCAUUACUUUAUAAAAAACUACAUUAAUUUUACAACAAAGUCUUAAAAUUUAAAGACCACCAUCAACAAGUGCAGGAAUCAUGUGAAUUGUAUAAAAUUCUUGAAGUGAAAGAAGAUUUGGUUCCCAUGUGCAGUCUUUCUGGAUUGCCAACACAACAGUUUGCAUUGUUGUCCAAACCACAAAGUAACAGAUUUGCUUCCCAGUUAUAAACAGCUGACCCUGGACUUGAUGCCAGUAGUGGUGGGAUUGUUUUAAACAAUAGCCAGCAUCUCUCUUUACUAAACAGAACUUAGGGUCUUUAACAGCCUCCUCAAUUGUUGAAUUGCGAUGUGUGUAAGGGCAUUUGACUUCAAUGAUCGCAUUGUCAUCAACAAGUCCAUCUGGUGAUGCACCCAAAACACCAGACUUGUGUAGCCAAAGGCCACAAUCCUUUACUACUUUCAUUGUUAAUUUGGUGAAG
Stylophora pistillata is the source of this 2430-nucleotide messenger RNA. RefSeq lists its product as uncharacterized. The record is from RefSeq and is a predicted model, not a curated record. Lineage: Eukaryota; Metazoa; Cnidaria; Anthozoa; Scleractinia; Pocilloporidae.